Hansenula anomala is the source of this 1359-nucleotide messenger RNA. RefSeq lists its product as uncharacterized. The coding region runs from base 1 to 1359 and encodes 452 amino acids. The record is from RefSeq and is a predicted model, not a curated record. Lineage: Eukaryota; Fungi; Ascomycota; Saccharomycetes; Phaffomycetales; Wickerhamomycetaceae. The transcript has a single exon.
AUGGCUCCACGGCGUCAAAGAUCCAAUGGCAGGCCCAGAGGAUUGCAACCACCUCAAAGCCAACUCGCUUCACAAGUUCACAAUCCUCCUGCAAGAAGAAUUCAUAGAGAUGCUGCGCAAAUGAAUCCACUCAGAAAUUUGAGAGUUUUGAGAAAUUCAACAGUCCAGGCAACGAACGAGGUUAACAGGAGAAAUCCUAAUGAUACGGUCAAGACACCAUUCCCAGAUUCAAUCAUUACACGUUCUGAUUUUGACUUUGCAUCAGUUCCAUAUUGUGAUGUUGGUAAAUUCAAUAAAAGGUGCCCCAACUGCAAUGCACUAAGCUUCAAUUGUUUGAUUGAAGGCCAGAAAGAACAGUGUAGGGUUUGCAAAAACUCUGAUCGUCUUUUGGACCCUGCUGGAGACCCACUUUUAAAACCUUUACCGGCUUUGCCUGACUGUCUAAAACCUUUUUUCUAUCCUUCUGAUAACCCAGAUGAAAUUGCAAUGAAAAAGAACAUAAGGGUUUUCAACAACAUGUUUGCUUUUAGCUCCUUAAGAUGUGAGGUUGCUACAAAUCGUCAUAUUGGUGUUCCCUAUCCUUUCAUUUUCGUCGGUGGUCAAUUGUCCCAUCAAAUAAAGGAUCUUCCUCAAACAAUUUUCAAUCGUCCACAUGAGAACCAAACCUCAACUCCCACUGAAGGUGUUAGAUUCGCUCAAAUAUACACAUAUGACCCAGAUGAGGCAACAAGAAUUAGAAUCAGCAAUAAUCCAUUCUUACAACAAUCACAGUUGGGUGUAGUCCACGAUAUAGAAAUUUUUAUGAGAGAUCAUAAUCCUUUCGCAUCAUUAUAUCAAAAUGCUUCCAAAAUAUUAACACAAUUACCUUCCAUUCCUUGGGAAUCUUCAAUUAAAUUAGUUCGACAACAAAUGGAUGAUAAAAAUACUUAUAGCACACCAACUGGUGAUGAAAUCGCUGCUUUGAUCAACAAACACAACCCUACAGGUUCGCUUCCACAAAGAAUGGUAUUAACCACCGGUGGUGAGUUUAGAUCAAUCGACCAUACAUCUGAACUUUUUUUCCCAUCUCAUUUGCCUUUUCUGUUUCCCUUUGGAGAAGGUGGUUGGCAGGCUAAAACUCAAACGUUACUCGGCACUCAACAUCUAUCGUUAGCAUCAUGGGCAAAUUAUCGAAGCGCUGCUUUACAUGACGACAAAAAUUACAUAGUUCAUGGUGGAAAAUUAUUUCAAGAGUUUAUCACCUCUGGAUACGCUGUCAAUCAAUUAGCGAAAGUCAACUAUAUAAGACAAAAUCAAACUCAAAUCAGAGCUGACCAGUAUAAGAAUUUAGAUGGUGAUGACGUUCUAAAUGAUGUAUAA